AAAUCAUUUCCAACCGUUUGUAAGUAUGAAAAGGCAGUACAAAAACGUAAGCAAAGAAAACAACAGAGUCAAACAGAACUCGUUGGGAAAGAUGAAAGCACAAGUGCCGGUACUGAAAGAAGUCUCAGAGCAGAUUCAAAAAAUAAACCGUCACAUCGUAGUAAAUCACCUGAAAGCAGAAAUUCAUCUUUAAUAGAUUCUAGGCAGCAGCAUAGUCACAAAAGUGGGGAUAAAACGACCUUUCAAUCUGGACCAAGACCAAGGACAGGUUCUGUACUUUCUGAUGGCCAAAGACAUAUGUCAGAGUUUUCAAAAUCAAUAUCUACAAGAUAUGAAAAGGAGCUCACAUACAGUAACUUUAAGAAAAGAGUAAUUCAUUUUUUCUUAAUUUCAGCUGUUUUGAUUGUAAUAAUAUAUCAUGCCCAUGAUCCCCGAAAAUAGGUACAUUCUGAUUCAAUUUAUAAUCAUAAUGUCAUUAUUUUUGGGGACUUCAGUAUUGCAAAAACCCGAAAAUCAGGUAUCCUAAUUUCAUUGACAAAAUGACGACCUCCACUUUUUAAUUUUUGGAGGGUAUCACUGUUUUGCCUUUAAUUUUAAUAGUCGAUUCGUAGCAUAAUAAUUACCCGGUACUUCUGUUUUACCAUUUGAUAUAUAUUAAUUUAUAUUUCAUAUAUUAUAGUCCCAUAUGCAAAUGAGAAAAAUAUUAGUACGUCAUUUAUUUUAAGUUAGUAAGUAAUCUUGUUUUGCAAACCAACAUGUAUUAUUAGAAUCAACUUUAGACUUUAGCAGUUGAUAGAAAUUAAAAUAAGUUCUAGACAUUUGCUUGGGGUACCGGUAAGUAUAAGAUAUUUUGAUUGUUCUUUAGUAAUAUCUUAAGUAAUUCUUGGUCAAUUGAGUCAGAAAUGUUUUUUUUCUUUGAGAAUACUGAAAGUUAUAUAAUAAUUCUCUUACGGAAUAUUGUGAUAUGUAAAAUUGAGGAAUAAUUUAUUUAAUUUCGUUGACUGCGAUGUAUUGCUUUACAAUAUUUUUUUUCUAUUUUCCUUCUUGUAUAUGAAGACCUCGGCGGAAAAACCAGACAUGUCACAAAAUUUCAUUUUUGAGUUAUCCCCCUUAACCAAUUCAGCUCAUAAUAAAGCUUCAGAGGACACUGAAAACUACUGCAAAAAUCACCUCGUUUACGAGUAAUCGGGGAUUUAAAAUAGUGCAUACUUUGGAAGAACCAGACAUGUCCAGUGAAAAUGUAGAUGAAAAAAAUCAAAGUAACCUUCCUUAAUAUCACGUGAUGUGCUUAACCAAUGGCAAGUAAGGAAAACGUAAAUAAAUAAAGAAUGUAGGUCAAUUGUCCGACAUGGAAAUUACACCAUACAUUAACUGCUACUAUUACUAUUGUUAUCUAAUAUAAUCUUAAAGAGAAAAAAAAAACGGAGAAAGAAAAACAGGUUUAGGAAGCAAAGUUUUCUAGUCAUACAUUGGGUAAAGAUAGUCACCGUGCAAGGUUUAUGUGAUUAGAAUGAAAAUGAUGAACGUUUAGGCUUAGGAUUAAGUUUAAUCGUUAGUCUACUUUGCCAGUGUAUCAGUGUUGUAUUUCUUAGAGUAAGCUCAGCUUGCUUAGUGUGUUGCCUCUGAUAAAUGAUGAUUGUUCAAUAAAGGCAAAAAAAAAAAACAGCAGAACAAAAAGUAUGCUCGUCUCCUGCUUCAAGCAUCGUUUUAAUCAGACCACUGACGGCAGACGGCAGUGAUGAGAACAAUACAAUGAUUUACAACAUAUUUUGUGCUAUUGCAUGUGAUCGUUCCCGAUUAAAAGCUGUUAAACAUACUAUAACUAUCUUUAUCUUUUCAUUGUUUUUGAAAAUGCAGGCCAUAAUCUCUUUAUUUUAUUUGAAUGAAAAUCACUACCCAUACAGUCAACUGAGCGAUGACUGAUGCUAGUGCUAGUGUGUGUAUAAAAAUAGCAUAAAACAAGCAUAUUCCAAUUUCAUCAACUUCAAUACCAGUUCAGGGUCAUGUGUUACAUAUAAUUUAUAACAAACUGAAUGGUAAUGACAUUGUGAAAGUAUAAAUUUGAUAGAAUUUAUUAUAUUAUCAUUGACUCAUUACACCAACAGUACAAGAUAUCAGUGGCUUGUACACUGAACACUGCUUUGGCUUUAGACUUUUUUUGGUAAAAAUUAUAACUUUUAAUUAUUAUUUUUGUAAAAUAACAGGGGAGUUUUCGGCCUCAAUUGGUUUUAUCAUUAAAAUUGGUCACUUAAGUUGACUUUGUGAUGAAGUAGAUAAGUAAUGGCCUUUUAAAAGCCAUAAAAUAUGGUUUUUAAAAAAGUUUUCAAUUUUCAGUGGAAAAAGCAGACAAGUCACAAUUUUGGGUCAGCCCGGUAAAAAGCUGUAAAAAUGUAAUAAAUUGUCACAAAAUAUUUAAUAACUGAUAUAUUUUGUAAGUAAAAUGGUAUCACUAACUAUAGACAAAAUUAUAGCAUUUUAUUUUAACAUGUGAAAAUAUUGGAUACUUUCAAACUUUAAAAUCCACUUUUCUCAAAAUCUUCAAAAUGUGACAUGUCUGGUUUUUCCGCUGAGGUCUUCAUGUGAAUAUGUAUUAUUUUUAAUGCAUUACGCAUGACUCUACUAACAUUGUCUUAGGAAUUUUAAAUUUGGAUACCAGACAAAAAUGUGCUACUUGAACUACAUUUCUUUUCAUCCUAAAUAUUUUUUUUUUAAAAUCAACAAUGAUCAUUUUUGUCUUUGGCCUAGGUUUAAAUGGGAUGUCUCAUUUCAGCCUAGGUUUAAAUGGGAUGUCUCAUUUCAACCUAACACUAUAAGAGGUAGACAACAUUAACUUUGCAAAUCUGUUAGGCUAAAAAAUUGGCUUUUCUUUCAUGGUGCUCAAAAUCUGAUUGAGAUUUAAAGAACAAGAUAUGAUUUUAACAAGUAUAAGUCUUUAAGAAAGAAGUUAUUAACUUCUGCCUUGGUGUCACUAAAGUAAGACUGAAGAACAUUAUAAAAUUGUUAAAAGCAAUAUUUUAUCUGUAUCUUUAGGUACCAGAAUCAGAUCUAAAAGAUUCCAGGAGCAAACAAGAUCCAUAUAAAGGUGCUGAAAAAUGCAAGCCAAGCAGGGAUGAAAACUUUACAAAUUCAAAACCGGAAACAUCAAAAGGAUUGCCUUUAGGGAGGCUUUCAGAUCAUGGAGAAGGUACUUCUCAUUCAGGCUCAAGAUCAGAGAAAAAGACAAAGCAGCGGAAUGUUUUUUCUCGAAUGGAAGCAAGUAAGUUUAGAAUAAUUUGAUUUAAAAUCCUGAAAACUGUUACCAACAAACUUAAAUGUAAUGAUUGAUAUUUAAAAAUUUAUUGCGUAAAGUUGAUGAGUUUAACAAUAUUUCUUUGUUAUCUUUGGUUGUUUCUAAUUAUUGAUUGUUAUUAAAAUAUGUGCAACAUAUUAACCUCAGGUUUAAAAUCCUAUCUAUAGACUCCCAAAAACCUUGGAAACAACAUCUUAUUUGAUUUUUCAUAAAAUACAUUUCUAAUUUUUAACAGUUUCAGGACCCAUAAGUCUAUUAAAACGCUGUGUAGAGGAGCGCUUGCAUGUAAGGGUAAAGACAAGAGCUGCAGUGUCUGUAAGGAGCAUCUGUAGAGGCUACAUUGUGGCUUUUGAUAAAUAUUUCAAUAUGGUAAUAAACUAGCUAUAGCAUUCUUUGAAUGUGAAAUAGUUGGAGAUAGCUGGUUUUGUUCUGACAUAUGCAUCUGUUUUUUGUUUUCCUCCUUUAUAAUGCUAUGCCUUUUUUACAAAGGAAGAUUGGUUGUUAUCUUUCUUAUUUAACCUUCCACUUCCAUGUUUUUUUGUUUUUUUGUGUGGUUUUUUUUUUUUACAAAUUGUUUGCCAUUUCAUUUCAGCAAUAAAAAGAUGUUUGCAUUUUAUUUAAAGUAAAAGGCAACAAGAAACUCAAUAUUUUAAUAUUAUUAUUAAUAUUUUUAGGCCAUGAUUGAUGUGGAUGAAAUAUAUAAAAGGCCAGCAGCCUUGGGAAAAGUAAGAGCAGUAAGUAAAGAUUUCUUAAAAUGAUUUAUUAAUAAUUGUAGAAAUGCUUUAAUAAUUUAUUUUAGUUAUGUUUAUUAAAACGCAUGAUAUUCCACACAAAAAAAAUGUCAGUCCUAUAAUAGUGCCUGAGUUGUAAAUGUGUGUCCCCUAGUCAAACAAAGCAUUUCAUACAUUUUAGAAAUAAUUCUUUGGUGACCAUACACAUAAUCAACUGCAAGUGGCCUAGAUGUAUUCAUAACAAAGUAACACUAAUCAGUCAUUAAAAUUUCAAUAGUUCAUGUUCUUUGGUCAAAUACCUAACCCCUUGAAAAAGGAGGAUUUUAAAUACAUUUAAAACUGACAAACAUACAACUUUUAUUCUUAUGAAUAUGUAAUUAUAUAAUAACAUGAAUUUUUUGGAAUUCACAUUUAAUCAUAGGAACAUGUUUUGGCUAUUUUUGACAAAUGUUAUCCUGCAUGUUUGUAUUAAUAUAAAUCUAUUCUUACCUUGCUGUCCUUAGAGAAGAACCCACAAGCUAAUAGCUGCUCAAAAAACCCUGAUAAAAGAAAAAGAAGAGAGCCUGGCAAGAUGGAGGUCAUUGCAGGAGUCCAAAAAUAAAGACAUCUCUUCUGCCAGCUCCUCUUUUCAGGCACUGAACAUCGUCCCUAGUGUUGAUGAAUUGAACAAAAUUCUAACCAAUGUUUCAAAGCAAAAAGACAUUGUGUGUUCUCCCGGUGAGUCUCUACCCUCAGAUGCAUGCACAUCAGGGUCUAGAGUUAAGGACUCCUUAAGUUCAAACCUUCCAUGUGAAGCUUCCAACAACAAGACCGGCGUAAUGUCAGAUAAAGACAAAUUAUUAGAGAAACAGUUGCGAAGGAUUCAGAGUGUCUAUGAGGGACAGAAAGCUCCGCUGUCACCUUAUGAGAGAGAAGCUUUAAUGUUGGGUGUCCCCGAUGAAAACAUUACCAUCAGACAUAUCAAUCAAUUGCUAAUCAGAGGAGAAAAUGUGGUCUCUGUUUCCAUUAUAGAUGAUUUAUAAAUGUUAGCAUGUGGUGCUUUACAGCGUGAUGCCAGGGUUCUGAAGUGAUUUUAUUAGGGCUAGUACUGUGGUUUUCAAAUUGAAGGGACAGGCCCCCAAUGGACACAGUGAUGUAAAGUUUAAAAAGCACUGGACUAGAAUAAGUAUACAAAGUCAAAGGGUUGAAGGCUUGCUCAUCGAGCAGUUGACCACCGUAAAAAUGUACUGAUGACUUAGACAACAAUGGUCAGGUAAAUAUAAGCCAAAUCUAAAAAUAGGCUGCAAUCUUAGUGUGACAGAUACCAACUCAGGAAGCAAGACCAUUAAUGUCAUGUGUUGUGUGAUAGUUCUCCACAAUGAGAUUGGCAGUGUGGUAUGUGGUGGUGGUGAUUUGAGCCAACAUUCUACUGUGUGAGCUAAGUGCCUUCAUUUCCAAGCAACAGCAUGACCCUUCAUUAUUAUAUCAACAAGAAAAAGACACCCUGUAUCUUCCUAGCAGAAAUGUUUUGAUGUGUCCACUGAUACAGCUCAGUUAAGUUAAUUUGACUACCACAAGCCCCCAAGGAUUUUUGUUAUUUUAUAAAUAGUUUGAGUUACCGGUAGUUCUAAAGAAUAUGCAAAAGAUGUCAUUGACAAUCGUUGGCAUAUUAUUUGCCUUACUUUGUGCAAGCUAGACAUUAUGUUAUUUGUUAUUAUCAUUUGUGUUCAAACUCUUGUCAGUUACAUUUCAUUUCGUACAACUGUGUCAUUAUUUGAUAAACCUUCUCUAACGUUUUGGUGUUUGGCGGGUC
Lymnaea stagnalis (great pond snail) is the source of this 5812-nucleotide messenger RNA. NCBI's taxonomy places the organism in Eukaryota, Metazoa, Mollusca, Gastropoda, Lymnaeidae. The record is from the annotation of a GenBank genome assembly.